Coregonus sp. 'balchen' is the source of this 5072-nucleotide messenger RNA. Lineage: Eukaryota; Metazoa; Chordata; Actinopteri; Salmoniformes; Salmonidae. The record is from the annotation of a GenBank genome assembly.
AUGGGAGAAGGUUAUAUUUAGGUUAUAGACUCAACAUACACAACACAUGAACUGUUUCUUGAUUUGGACUUCUCUUCAACCAGCUGUAAUAGCUUGACUAUCAAGUGCUGCAUUGUUUGUUUACCAAUUGUCUUUACUGUUGCUUCUCAGGUCAGAUGACACAGCUGUGUGAACUGAUCAACAAGAGCGGGGAGCUGUUGGCCAAGAACCUGUCCCAUCUGGACACUGUACUGGGGGCCUUGGACAUCCAGGAGCACUCCCUGGGCGUCCUGGCUGUGCUGUGAGUAGCCUGCUCUACUUUAAUCCCGAUCAAUGAUUAUAAGUAAAUCACUGAUCUAGGCUAUGACUUUGAGUCAUUUUCUGCUUACUGUACCUGUGCAUUCGGGGCUCAUGACUCAGAAAAGUAUAUCACACAGAUCAAGGUGUCUACCCCUUGUGUUCAAAUUAAAUGAUGUGCCUGUCUACAAUAUGUUUUUAUUUUCAUGUACUGUGGCACAUUUUUUCUUGUGUACUCACUGCCAGUUUUCACUUUCCCUUCAUACAGGUUUGUGAAGUUCUCCAUGCCAAACAUCCCUGACUUUGAGACGCUCUUUUCCCAAGUCCAGCUCUUCAUCAGUACCUGCAAUGGGGAGCACAUCCGAUAUGCAACAGACACGUGUAAGUCUAAACUUAACUGACUUUUGGUUUCUAGAAGCCUUUGAUUCAACUGAGUUUCAGAGGAAUGGUUAACUCCAUAAGGUGUUAAGUUAACAUCUUGUAAUUAUAAGAGUCAUUUCUAAGGAAUGUGGAGAAUGUUCAAGGUCAAAUGUUCAAGGCAAAAUUAAUUUAGCUUGAUUGAACCUGUUAACCCUACUUACUACUUUUAUUAUUUUCUUCACAGUUGCCGGCCUCUGCCAUCAGUUGACAAAUGCCCUUGUAGAACGGAAACAGGUAAGACCGGCCAUACGGGAGCAAAACAUUUAAACCAGAAGAGCUAAUGCAUGAACUUACUUGUCUAUUAACGCUCAUUUACAUGGUCUAUUUAAAGAAAUGACUCAUGUUUUUACAAGAUAAGACCCAGAUUAUGGUAUUACUACUCUACAUGAUUUCAAAAACAAAAAGCCAACCCAUGAGAAUGCAUAUUGGAUAGGGCUGGGAAUUUCCAGGGACCUCACGAUACAAUAUUAUCACAAUACUUAAGGUGCCGAUGCAAUAUGUAUUGCGAUUCUUUAUGUAUUCUGAUUCGAUGUUCCAAACAUAUUGCUCACUUAUAUAUCUGCUGCAGAGAGGCAUGAGAAUUUGUUUUGAUCAAUCAUGGAAAUAAAAGUGCUAAAAACAUGUUGGCUCACUAUUUAAAAAGAAAAUGGCGAACAAGCCAUAGGAUGGAAAAAUACCUUUGUUUUGGCAUAUGUACAGCCAUAUGUAGGGCCCUGUGUAGCUCAGUUGGUAGAGCAUGGCGCUUGCAAUGCCAGGGUUGUGGGUUCGAUUCCACAUACCAGUAUUGGUUUUUACAAUGAUGUCAAUAACGAUAUUUUGAUAUAGUGCUGAAUUAAAUGAAAGGUUCUACACAUUGGACUACUUCACUGUCAGUUUUGUCCUAGUUUGUUUUGAGUAUAAAACCCUCAGAAUGGAGACAGGCCAAAAAAAACACACUUAAAAUUAAGAAUUUAACUGUACCCUGCAAAUACAUCUGCAACCCUGUGCACAUGACUAAUAAAAUAAUCCUUCUAUCAUUAAACAUAUUUAAAAACGUGUGUUAUUCAGAAACAUAAAAUACUGCCAUACUGUCAAAAAUUAGAAAUAUAGUGAUAUGAUAUUUUGGUCAUACUGCCCAGCCAAAUGUGCUAGCUUAGCAGUAUUAGCUUCCUUCCUCUCUGAGUACAACUCAGGGUAAACUGAUCGUACCACGCCUCAAACCUGGGGCUCUCUACCUUGCCAAUACACAUGAUUGCCCUGCUUGACAACAUACUAUCCAGUUGUGCCACUGAAAAGGAACAUAUGAUGGCAUUAUUGGCGGCAUUUCAAGCUAGCUGUGUGAGUGAGCUUACGUCACAUUCUUAUCUCUGUUACAUAUGGUUUAAUGCAUCUCUUUCUUUCACAGCCAUUGAGGGGUGUCGGCAUUCUAAAACAGGCAAUAGACAAAAUGCAAAUCAACACAAACCAACUUACCUCAGUUCAUGCAGACCUGUGUCAGGUGAGUAAACUGAUUCAUAUCAACAGGAUCUUUGACUUUAUAUGAUUAUUGAAAUAUAUUGAUGCUUGGCUGCGAGACUAAGAAUGAAUGACCCCUCAACAACUUUGUGUGUACAUCCACAGCUGUGCUUGUUAGCAAAGUGCUUCAAGCCUGUCCUCCCGUUUCUUGAGCUUGAUAUGAUGGACAUCUGUAAGGAGAAUGGCGCCUACGACGCAAAGCACUUUCUAUGUUACUACUAUUACGGAGGCAUGAUCUACACGGGUCUGAAGAACUUUGAAAGAGCACUGUAUUUUUAUGAACAGGUACUGGCUUAUUUGAGAACCUACAAAUGUGUGUGUUAAAGCUGUUUCGGAUGUGACCUAGUGUUCCUGUUAUCAAAAGUGAAUUGAUUUAGCAUACUACUAGUAAAACAUUUGCUCAUUGUAAUACCAUUUUGAAAUGACCUUUAAAUUACUAUUUUGAUACUAUGUAUGCAUACAGUAGUCAAGUACACUACACACUGAGUUGACAUUUAAUCUGUUAAGGCAAUGACAUAUCAAAUCAAAUUUUAUUUGUCACAUGCACAGGAUACAACGGGUGUAAUCAGUACAGUGAAAUGCUUACUUGCAGCUCUUUCCCAACAAUGCAGUAGCUUGUUUUUUGUUUUUACGCUGCUGCUACUCGCUGUUUAUUAUCUAUGCAUAGUCACUUUACCCCUACCUACAUGUACAAAUUACAUUUACAUUUACGUCAUUUAGCAGACGCUCUUAUCCAGAGCGACUUACAGUUAGUGAGUGCAUACAGAUUUAAUUUUUUUCAUACUGGCCCCCCGCGGGAAUCGAACCCACAACCCUGGCGUUGCAAACGCCAUGCUCUACCAACAUCCCUGCCGGCCAUUCCCUCCCCUACCCUGGACGACGCUAGGCCAAUUGUGCGCCGCCCCAUGGGUCUCCCGGUCACGGCCGGCUACGACAGAGCCUGGAUUCGAACCAGGAUCUCUAGUGGCACAGCUAGCACUGCGAUGCAGUGCCUUAGACCACUGCGCCACUCGGGGGAGUGGCGCAGGGGUCACUUUGAGGCAUGGUACGAUCAGACUAACCUGUAUCCCCGCACAUGACUCGGUACCGGUACCCCCUGUAUAUAGCCUCGUUAUUGUUAUUUUGUGUUACUUUUUAUUUUAUUUGUAACUUUCUUUUAUUUAGUAAACUCUAUUUCUUGAACUGCAUUGUUGGUUAAGGGCUUGUAAGUAAGCAUUUCAUGGUAAUGUCUCCACCUGUUGUAUUCGGCGCAUGUGACAAAUAACAUUUUAUUUGUUUACAUCUCUAGUUCCAUUCUGUGAUCUCUUCUCCCCCAGGCAAUAACCACUCCAGCCAUGGCUGUCAGUCACAUCAUGUUGGAGGCCUAUAAGAAGUACAUCCUGGUCUCUCUGAUUCUCCAUGGCAAAGUGCAGCAGCUCCCCAAGUACACGUCACAGAUAGUUGGGAGGUUCAUAAAGGUGAGAAUGAAGACUCAAAAAGGGCCAUAUUUCACAUCAUUAAGGCUUUUACAUGCUAUUACAUUUUUAAUUGUCUGUUGUACUUCAUACUAUACAUAUUACAUAUAUUCAACUGCUUUUUGUUUCUGCAGCCUCUCAGCAACGCGUACCAUGAGCUUGCACAGGUGUACGCCACCAACAACCCAGCAGAACUGCGCUCCCAGGUGAAUAAACACAGUGAGACCUUCACACGCGACAACAACACAGGGCUGGUCAAGCAAUGCCUGUCCUCCCUCUACAAGAAGAACAUCCAGAGGCUAACAAAGGUAUACUUCCUUCCCCUUCAGAUCAUAUCUUCUUCGCCUCAAAUACGACCCCUCUCCUCACAUAUACCUCCUAAUAUGUCUAUCAAUAGUCCUCGCUCACCUCAAAAACCUUGUUUACCCCCAAUACACCAUUCUCAUUCCUAAUAUAUCUCCAUCUGCACUUACCUCAACUAUUUUCAAGAUAUACUUCCUGUCCUUCACCUCAAAUCUACCUUCUUCGUCCCCAUCUUCACCCUGUUACCAGGGUGUAAAUAUGUAAACAAAGUAUUUAUUUAAAGCAAAUGGUCAGAAAAGCAAUGUAUCUGACCACCCUUCUUUCUUUGCAGACUUUCCUGACGCUGUCCUUGCAAGACAUGGCAAGUCGAGUGCAGCUGUCAGGGCCCCAGGAGGCGGAGAAGUAUGUCUUGCACAUGGUAAGUCAAUGCAACCGCAGGAGAAUAGACACGCUUUAUCUCAGUACUCUGAGAACACUCAAUUUUGAAUGUAUGAAAGAAAAUGUCCUUCACUUCAAUUGAGACUAGAUCUAACAUUGAUUCGUCCAUUAAUUACCUUUUCUGUUCCUUACAGAUUGAAGAUGGUGAGAUAUAUGCCAGUAUCAACCAAAAGGAUGGCAUGGUCUGUUUCCAUGACAACCCAGAGAAAUACAACAACCCCGCAAUGCUUCACAAAAUUGACCAAGAGGUAAGAGAAUGUCAAUAUUGAUUAUCUAUCCUUAUAUAGAAAUUACUAUUGAGGUGCAAUGAAGUGUCAUUAUUUGCUUAUCAUUUGGUACUGUUUUAGUGAAGUAAAUGGCUAGUUUUGUGUCCUUCACAGAUGCUGAAGUGUAUAGAGCUGGAUGAGAAACUAAAGUCCAUGGAUCAAGAAAUAACAGUAAACCCACAGUUUGUUCAGAAGGUAGGAAGCAACAAUUACAUUAUUUAGGCUCCUCUAGACGUUUUCCAAGAGGACUAUGUUUGCAAUUCAGUUGGUUGAGUAUUUGUUGAUAGUUUUUAUUUUAUAUGUAUAUAUAUUUCUUAGUUAGUAUUGAAUUGAUUGCUAAUGGUUUGUAUCACACUGUAUGUUUCAGAGUAUGGGAACGCAGGAGGACGAUGUCGGCAGCAAAACAUCAAGUUACUCCUGA